Messenger RNA from Hypoxylon fragiforme, 1816 nucleotides. RefSeq names its product mannosyl transferase. The transcript has a single exon. Lineage: Eukaryota; Fungi; Ascomycota; Sordariomycetes; Xylariales; Hypoxylaceae. Bases 354 to 1730 code for a protein of 458 amino acids. The record is from RefSeq and is a predicted model, not a curated record.
UCUUGAACCCGAGAUAUCUCCAAUCCUAGGCUGCUUCCUUCCCUCUUCCCCUUCCCUCUUCCCCCUCCCUCUGUCCAAUCCUCGCAAUCUGAUGAUCGCUGAUUUGCACUCGAGCCAAGUUCAACCACGAUACUCACAUCAUCAUAGUAUGCGUGUACAGCCGAGAACGGCGCUAGGGAUCAUUAAGUAGGUACCUAGGUUCUUCUGUGCCACGUAUAACUAAUGGAAGCCCGGUAGAACUUGACAUGAUCAGUGUGUCGUGUGUCGUUUGACAGAGAGAGAAACGAGCGUUAGUUUCUGUCUCGAGUCUUCCCAUACACACUGAUAGAUAGAACACACGCUAUCCUUUCAGCAUGGCAGACUCUGAGACGCUUCUAUGGGCACGCUCCCAGGUUGUCAAGCAUGUUGGCCAAGCGUACGAGGGCCUCCAGGAAUCGGGUCGUGGCUGUGCUUCAGCGGUCAAGACUUACUGGGGUAAAUACUCCUUCCAAACCCAUCAAAGAGAGUCCAUCUAUACUGCUGCCGGCGCCGUAUUGUUGGUCUCCACGAUAAUCAUGUAUCUCGUUCGCAGGCGGAAUCUUAGAAAGACCUCCAUGCGACCGUCCACACCUACUGCACCGGCACUCGAAAAGGCAGCAUUGAGAGACGGCAGCGCCCCAAAGACCCAAGGCCGUGAAUGGGGCAAGUGGAUCCCGUCCGACUUUUGCACACCCAAGCCGGAUCCAUAUCCGGACUGGUCAGUGGAAAACACCAAACCACUUCCAUACCGACCGUUCCGAUACGGUCCGAAAUAUAACGUAACUAUGGGGCUCCGAUCGAUAAAACACACCGACUGGAUUGAGCUAGACAACCACUACCCGCGGUACCACGCGGACAAGGCGCAACGGAUCCAAGAGCGGGGCUCUAAGUGCUGCAGGACGGCACCAGAAGCCUUUCCCGCAGCAGUCGAGCUACUCGAGGAACUCGCCGAUUACCUACCGUCACGAUAUCCGUCGAUGUACAAGCGAACGGACGUCGGCAUCGACAAUCUCUGGUCAGGCGAAAGUUUCGACAUCGUGACACGGCCGCUGCCCGAAGACCCAAUGCAAACCUGCGCGCGGCUCGUGCAGGACGACCUCGCGAUCAUGAUCGAGAAGGAAGACAGCCAGUACUACCUGCUAGCGGGCGCAGUGCUUCUCGCGGGAUUCUGGCGGCUGGAGGACAAGUACCAGAUGCCGCUAUCGGAGAUCCACACAUCGGGCUCGGUGCCGCAGUACAAGGAGAAGCUGGAGAAGGGCAUGAUGAACUUCUUCCGGCGGCUGAAGCCAGAGGAGAUGGUGGCGCGCAACAACUACUUCUUCCAGGUGGACGACGCGCUGCCGUGGUCGUGGAGCAUCGGGUCCGAGGAUGCGGAGGAGGUGAGCUGGGGCACGGCGGAGAAGGAUCGCGCCGUGAGCCACCACUACUUCCGGUCAGAGCGGCAAUCGCUGCGGCGGCUACCGAAGUCAGGGGGGGUUGUCUUCACCAUCCGCACUUACUUCCACCCGGUUACGGAGAUCGCGGAGGAGGACUACGUGCCGGGAAGAUUGGCCAGCGCGAUCAGAAGCUGGGGAGACGAUGUGAGUCGGUAUAAGGGAAAGGAGAAGUAUGGAGAUGUGUUGCUAGAGUAUUUGGAUAAGAAGCACAAGGAACAGGUUGAUAGGGGGUUAGAUCUUAGCCGUGAGGAGGAAGUGAGGGCAUAUCCUUAUUGAUGUUAUUAUUUAUUAUCAAUAUGUAUUUGUAGUAGGUGAGGUAGGUAAUUCCAUCAAUCAGAUCAACUAAGAAGAAUUGGCCAAAA